CUCAAACUACUAGCUUUGAAACGAAGCAGUCAAAUACUUCAGGCUGCCUCAUCUCGAACGUAGCAAAUCCUCCGCUUUAUCAGAUCCACCUUCUGCACGCCUACAACAGCGGAUCCUGGCCACUCCUUCACGGAAAUCUGCACUCAGCACACGAGCCCCGCAUAGGACACCACACACCAGCAACUCAGCAACAACGCGUUGACCGAUUGCUCACUAGUCACUCAAGAAAUCGCCGAGCUGACGUAGAGUGAAUAACUUACGACCACAUCACCCCUGGAAUCUCGGGAAUCCGAACAUUCUAACAAUGGCGAAUGAAGCUCCAAUUCCCAAGAAGAUCCUCUUGUUCGGAGCCACUGGCGUCAUCGGCAAAUAUAUUCUGAACGCGCUUAUCGAGGCAAAGUCUUCAUUUGAGAAGAUUGGAAUUUUCACAUCGCCGGAGACGGUGAAGAGUAAGGCUGAUAUAGUUGAAAACUUGAAGACGAAGGGCGUGGAUGUCGUGGUUGGGAAUGUGGACUCGGAAGAGGAUGUUUCCAAGGCAUUUGAAGAUUACGACACCAUCAUCUCCGCCCUCGGCCGCUCUGUUCUACUGACCCAAAUCCCGCUCCUAACGCUCGCCGCUCGCUCCCCCAAUAUCCACACCUUCUAUCCCUCCGAAUAUGGUACUGACAUCGAGUACUCCCCUGCAUCUGCUACCGAAAAACCACAUCAGAUGAAACUCGCUGUUCGCAAGCACAUUCACGAAAACAUUGACACCGACAGGUUGAAAAUAACGCACUUGGUGACAGGGCCGUACAGUGAUUUGUACAUCGGGAAAAUGGUAGGCGCAGAGGAGGUCGGGAGUUUCGACGUGCGGGAGAAGAAGGCUGUGUUAUUGGGGACAGGGGAAGAGAGAGUGUCGUUUACAACUAUGCGGGAUGUGGGAAACCUGCUCGUAGCUGCCCUUAACACCCCUUUCCCCUCUUCUAGCUCUUCCCGAAUUCUAAAAGUAAACUCGUUCACAACUACUCCACGUUCUAUUCUCACAGAGUUCGAGAAGCAGACAAACGGGAAGUGGGAAGUAAGUUACACAUCGCUGGACAAGUUAAAGGAGUUGGAGGCAAAGGCCUGGGAGGAGAAGAGUCCGAUUGCGGCCGUGUAUACGUUGAGGAGGAUAUGGACGCAGGGUGGGACGUUGUAUGAGGGAAGGGAUAACGGGAAGAUUGGGGAUCCGAAGAUGGAGACGUUGGAGGAGCAGGUGAGGAAGGCGGUGGAAAUUGAGGUUAGGGGUGUUUAGGAUGGGAAGUUGUAG
Molecule: messenger RNA, 1288 nt
Organism: Lindgomyces ingoldianus
Lineage: Eukaryota; Fungi; Ascomycota; Dothideomycetes; Pleosporales; Lindgomycetaceae
Product: isoflavone reductase family protein
Exons: 2
Coding region: 305-1273 (322 amino acids)
Source: RefSeq, a predicted model, not a curated record